AUGCAUGUCACAUAUUCAACACAGAGCAUCGUCAGUUUUCUGACAAAAUCAAGCUGGCCGGCAUUUAUCGCCUUUGUGGUCGUUCUAACCUCCCUACUCGUUCUCCGGUUCCUGGGCGCCAAAGAUGUUGAUCCAGAAGAGCCUCCAGUUGUCCGCCCCAGAAUCCCAUUCGUUGGUCACAUGAUAGGACUUCUACGCCACCAUAAUAACUACUUCACCCUUCUGAGAAUCUACAUCGUUCAAUCGCCCGAGCUUGCGCACGCUGCUUUCCGUCAAAGCAAGACGAUUGACUUCGAGACCAUUAAAGGGUAUGCUAGUUGCAAAGCAGUGGCAUUUGGUCAGCAUGCGACAGACGUAGUUAACUUUCGACCUCCGAAUGGUGAGGACUCCUACAUGUCCGACCUGCAUCAAGAGAUGUACGGAUCGUUGGCACAAGGGCCGAAUCUGCUGGAGACUAAUUCCCGAGUGCUCAAUUAUCUUGCGAGAUCCUUGAAUGCCAUUCAAACAACACCAAAAGAGUAUCCUUUGUUUCGGUGGCUACGGGACGAAUAUACUCUUGGAUCAGCAGCGACACUUUAUGGAUUGCCCAACCCUUUGUCAGAAGAUCCAAACCUCAUAGAAUCAGUAUGGGACUUUGAGCAUGAUCUCGGGGUGUUGGUUCUCGACUUCUUUCCAAAAAUAACGGCACCCAAAGGCUACGCAGCCAGAAAUGUCGUUACACCUGUUUUCGAGAAGUAUUACAAUGCGGGCCUUAACAAGAAUGCCAACACUCUGGUCCAACGCCGAGAAGUGGCUGCACGUCAAUGGGGCUUGACGACCAAAGAGAUAUCCCAAGCAGAAAUCAGCAUAAUAAUGGCGGCAGGUACUAACACUGUCCCCAACGCCUUUUACAUGAUUUGUCACAUCUUCUCGCAACCAGACCUAGUCAUAGCCCUUCGGCAGGAGAUCAACAAAAUCACAAGCCGAAAGACUCGAGAUGGUAUCGAGACUGUGGCACUCCAUAUCUCAAUGCUACAAUCUCAUUGUCCGCUCAUCACCGCGUGCUUCAACGAAACCCUACGGCUGAACAAAACAGGAGCGGCAGUCCGUACAGUUCUGGAAGAUGUUAUGCUCGACAAUCGAUAUCUGCUUAAGAAGGGCGCUUUCGUCCAAAUUCCCACUGGUUUGUUGCAAUCAGACCUUAAUGUCUGGGGGCCCGACGCUAAGCAGUUCAACCCUCAACGAUUUCUCACGCAAAAUUCGUUGCCGAAGGAUGUCAGGAAGGCUCAAAAUCAGGCUUACAUGCCCUUUGGUGGGGGGAAAAACCUUUGUCCAGGGAGACAUUUGGCGUAUACUGAAAUCGUGGCCUUUGUUGCUAUGCUGGUGCUUGGUUUUGAGCUAAGUACGAGUGACGGAGGUAAAUUGCACGUGCCGAAAGGUGAGUUUCAAAGGUUAGGCGUUGCGUCCAUCUCGCCCGAGAAGGAUCUAGAUAUUUUGAUCACGAGAAGAAAGGAAUUCGAGGAUGUGACUUGGGAAUUUGAUACGGGUACUGUAAUGGAAUAA
Lachnellula hyalina is the source of this 1542-nucleotide messenger RNA. Its product is annotated as 7-alpha-hydroxycholest-4-en-3-one 12-alpha-hydroxylase. The transcript has 3 exons. The coding region runs from base 1 to 1542 and encodes 513 amino acids. Gene Ontology annotation, molecular function: heme binding; oxidoreductase activity, acting on paired donors, with incorporation or reduction of molecular oxygen; iron ion binding. Lineage: Eukaryota; Fungi; Ascomycota; Leotiomycetes; Helotiales; Lachnaceae. The record is from RefSeq and is a predicted model, not a curated record.